AUGUCGCUUCCCAUUCGGUUAUCACGAACGUUGGUGCGGUCCUACGGCACUGUCCAGGGUUCCAGUGCUGCGUCGUUGACCAGCAUCCCUCUCACUCUAACCGACGCUACGGGUGCUACCGCUCCCCGGACCACAUGGACCCGAGAUGAAGUCAAACAGAUCUAUGAAACCCCAUUGAGCCAACUCACCUACGCGGCAGCUGCUGUCCACCGUCGCUUUCAUGAUCCUGCAGCUAUUCAGAUGUGCACCCUAAUGAACAUCAAGACCGGUGGAUGCAGUGAAGAUUGUUCAUACUGUGCCCAGUCGUCCAAGCACAACACUGGUCUAAAGGCUACUAAAAUGAGCCCCGUCGACGAGGUCCUCAUUAAGGCCCGCAAUGCCAAGGCCAAUGGUAGCACUCGGUUCUGCAUGGGCGCAGCGUGGCGCGACAUGCGUGGCCGUAAAACGAGUCUUAAGAAUGUGAAGCAAAUGAUCACCGGGAUCCGCGAGAUGAACAUGGAGGUCUGUGUGACCCUAGGCAUGAUCGACGAACACCAAGCCAAGGAACUUAAGGAAGCCGGCCUAACUGCAUACAACCACAACCUUGAUACCUCACGUGAAUUCUAUCCUACCAUCAUCACUACCCGCUCUUACGACGAGCGCCUGAAGACGCUCUCGCACGUGCGUGAUGCCGGCAUCAACGUCUGCUCCGGUGGUAUCCUCGGUCUGGGCGAGAGCGACGCCGACCGUAUUGGUCUCCUGCACACGGUUUCUAGUCUGCCUGCCCACCCUGAAUCCUUCCCCGUCAAUGCCCUUGUCCCCAUUCCUGGUACUCCUCUGGGCGACCGCAAGAUGAUCCCCUUCGAUCGCCUGCUGCGCACCGUCGCCACCGCCCGUAUCGUCAUGCCCAGUACCAUCGUCCGCCUGGCUGCCGGUCGCAUCGCACUCACAGAAGAGCAGCAGGUUGCCUGUUUCCAAGCAGGUGCCAACGCUAUCUUCACCGGUGAGAAGAUGCUUACCACUGACUGCAAUGGGUGGGAUGAGGACCGUGCCAUGUUCGAUCGCUGGGGAUACUACCCCAUGAAGAGCUUCGAGAAGCCUGCCCCUAGGGCUGAUUCCACUGCUCCUACCCCGCCUUCUGUGAAUCCCGAGGCUACUUCUGCGCCGAUCGCAGCGAGCAUUUAG
Molecule: messenger RNA, 1164 nt
Organism: Penicillium griseofulvum
Lineage: Eukaryota; Fungi; Ascomycota; Eurotiomycetes; Eurotiales; Aspergillaceae
Product: biotin synthase
Exons: 2
Coding region: 1-1164 (387 amino acids)
Biological process (GO): biotin biosynthetic process
Cellular component (GO): mitochondrion
Molecular function (GO): biotin synthase activity; 2 iron, 2 sulfur cluster binding
Source: RefSeq, a predicted model, not a curated record